UCCCACCGAUGGUUGGUGUGUCCUGAGGAAGCCCGGAGAUGGCUGUUGUGUCCUGAGGAAGCCCGUGCGGCUGAGCCAGGAGACAGUCUGGGAACAGCAGGAAGGAUGAUGCAGAGAGUGAAUGAGACCAAGUUUAGGAAGUUCGUACCUAACUCCAGUGAAGACCUAAAGUUUACUAAACAUUACGUUGCCCUCGAUUUCAGACUCAGUGGUGUACUCUUGGUAGAGGUUGUUCACACACGCAUGUCCAGCCCCAGGCCAUGUCAUUUUUUACCUCACCUGGUCAUGGCUUUACACUAUCCCUGCUUGCCCAAACGAGUCACAUGUGAUGGUCCUGGACUCCUCCUCCGAAAAGGUGAGCCUCCAAUAAACUAUUUUUAAGUCGCCCUGGUCACAGUGUAUUGGUGAAAUUUUGUCACGGCAAUAAAAACACUGCGGUUUUCUUAUUAGCGUCUCCAGCAUAUCUUGGAAGGCUUCUGCCUUUCCUGAGGGCGAUGGUUGUCAAGCAAGUUGUUAAGUAUUUGCUACCUAAUAUUUUGGUCAUGAUUUGAAACACCUGGAGAUUCUGGCCGAGUUCAAAAAUGGGGGAGAAUUGCUUAUGAGAGUGCCUUGGCUACUUCCCAAGCCUUUUCAGCAUAGACAGGAAAGGCUUCAGUUCACUCAGCGAGGGUAUCCGUGAAGCCCAGUAGGCAAUUGAAGACUUGGCAGGUGGGGAGCUCAGUGAACUACAUCUCUAAAGCUGUCAUGGGGUAGUGACCAUGUCUGUGCAUGGUCACAAAAAGAGAUUUUCUGAAGCACACGCAGCCCCUGGUAACUCAGGAAUGGAAUAAAAGAGUCCCUUUCCUAAGAAUAGGAGAUUGUGUGUUUCUCCUGACCUUGCCCGACCAAAGAAUCAUGGAGCCACUUUACAAACUUCCACUGAAGACUUGGAGAACAUAGUUGAGCAUUUCCAUAUGUAGCCUUCCUUCGGGAUUACAGAGGAACCCUUCACAGCUGCCCUCUCCACUGCGGUAGGGGCAGACUGGGGCUUACAAGGCAUCCUCGAUAGAGGGGAAAGGGGCCAGCAAAAGUUAGGUACCAGGGCUGCGACCUUGGCAGUCUAGUGAUCUAAUCCAUUCCCUCCAGUGACAAGUGAGUCGUCCCUUUGGUGUGCCCUGUAGCAGACAUGGCAACACUGGGGAGUUUCCUAAAUGGCAUACAUGAGAGACAAAACCUGUGGUCAAUAUUUGAUGGAAGCUCUCUUGGAGUUCGGUAAAGCUCUUUCCUUCAGGAUAGCAGCAUGGACAUGUAACACCAGGGAGGUGUGUGGUUACUUAGUAGAAGAAUUUGCUUCUUUGCUAAUUCUAUGUGCAUCCUUAAGAAAGACUGAUAUUGGAGGUGUCUAUGUAAUAGCCGAAGAGAUCAAGUUCUUAGGAGAGUAGAUAGUGAUCCAAUGGCCAUUUGAGGACAGUUAUUGACCCGGUUUUUGUUUUUUGUUUGUAUGUUUGUUUUGGUUUUUUGGUUUUGUUUGUUUGUAAUGUGCUGUUGAAGAGCCUGUCCCUCAUGGGAAGCCCAGUGCCAGGACUUCCUUAGGGAUUGUUCCGUGGUCCCAGAAAGACUGAUAUUGGAGGUAUCUAUGUAAUAGCCGAAGAGACCAAGUUCUUAGGAGAGUACAGAGAGUGAUCCGAUGGCCAGUUGAGGACAGUUAUUGACCCUGGUUUUUUUUUUUGUUGUUGUUGUUGUUUGUUGUUUGUUUUGUUUUGUUUUUGUUUGUAAUGUGCUGCUGAAGAGCCUAUCCUCUUUGGGAAGCCCGGUGCCAGGACUUUCUUAGGGAUUGUUCCUUGGUAUGGAUUUGGGGUCCCCAUUUAGUUUCUCAGAGACUGGCCUGGCUAUUUUUUUAAAUGCUUCAAUCCAUAUUCUGCAGUACCCUGUUAGUUCCAGAAAAGCCCUAACACGUUUCUUAUUUCAGAUAUCCUGGGGCUAAGAUUCAGUAACUGACUUUUUUGUCUCACAAGUUGAGUCUUUCCCUGGAAACUCUGCGUCCUUUUUGUGCUACAAAGUUUAAAGUCCGUGCAGCUGGUAUUGUCUGAAGCAGUAGAAAGGAGGUCAUCCUCAAACAGGAUUGUGGUUACAGAGUUGAGUGUAAAUUCCCCAAGGUGCCGACCAAAAUAGUGAAAACUGCCUAAGAAUUCUUGAAGAACCACAGCAACAGGUGUGUCGAGCAUCUGGGGCAGUCCACUGAAAGAUGACUAAGAACUGGGAACCCUGGCUUUCAGAAAAGACAGGCAAGCUGGCAAACCAGAGACAGGACUUGCGCUGUCUUAGGACCCUCCUCCUCGCUGCACUACUCAGGUCCGCCUUCACCGGACAGCGGGUCUCCCGGUUUAGGAGCGCACGCACACACAGCCUGCUUCAGCACCACGGAUCUGGAGUGCAAACUUGUGCAGUUUUUUUUUACGCGUCAUCUUAAGGCGCGCCGGCUGUCGAGAAUUCUGGGAAAUGGAGUCCAUGCGAAGGCAGCACAUUGAUUGGAGCCCAGAGGCGGAAGACCAUCGCGCAGGCGCACUGCCUUCCCGACCCGAGGCGGUACGUCGUUCGCAGGACCGCAUAGGAGGGAAUGGCCGCUGUGUCCCCACCGACCAGAUGCCAGGUGAGACGUCGGUGACAUUUGAAGAUGUAGCCGUGACUUUCACAGAUGAAGAGUGGAGGCAUCUGGUCCCUGUGCAGCGGGCACUCUACAAGGCAGUGAUGCUGGAGAACUAUGAGAGCAUCAUCUCACUGGGGCUUCCCGUGCCUCAACCUGAUGUGAUUCUUCAGUUGAAGAGAAGGGACGAGCCAUGGACACAGGGUCAUCAUGGAUCUGAGGAGAAAGAAUGGCAAGAGAAUGUCUCCCUAGACUGGGAGACUAAGCCCAAGAUCCCAGCUGCUUCAGAAGGAACGCUGAGAGAAAGCUGUAGAAGGCCAAGUCCUCUCUGCCCUGAACUUGAAGUCCAAGCACUAGCAGGUGGGUUGGAACCAGAAAGUCCUAAAGCAGAGACUGGCAAGAAACCCCUUUCCUCGGACAAAAGCUUGCAGCGGAGGUCAGCCCCAGCCAAGAAAAUCCUCACUAAACACCAAGACCAGGAGUGUAGUGACUGUGGGAAGAGCUUCUUUGACCAUUCCUCACUCAUCCGCCACCAGAGAACUCACACCGGCGAGAAGCCCUAUGCCUGCCCUGAGUGCGGGAAGGCCUUCAGUCACAGGAGCAGUCUCAGCAGACAUCUGAUGGCCCACACGGGAGAGAGCCCGUACGAGUGCAGUGCAUGUGGCAAAGCCUUCUUCGACCGAUCCUCCCUCACCGUGCAUCAGCGGAUCCACACAGGAGAGAAGCCUUUCAAGUGCAACGAGUGUGGCAAGGCCUUCUUCGACCGAUCGUCCCUUACUCGCCACCAGAGAAUUCACACUGGGGAGAGCCCCUAUGAAUGUCAGCAGUGUGGGAAAGCCUUUAGCCAGAAAAGCAUUCUCAGCCGUCACCAGCUGAUCCACACUGGCCGGAAGCCAUAUGAAUGCAGUGAGUGCGGGAAAGCGUUCUACGGUGUCUCCUCCCUAAACAGACACCAGAAAGCGCAUGCUGGGGAGCCACACCACCAGUGCAGCGAGUGUGGCAAAGCUUUCUUUGAUCGCUCUUCUCUCACGCAGCACCAGAAGAUACACACUGGAGACAAGCCAUAUGAGUGCAGCGAGUGUGGGAAAGCCUUCAGCCAGAGGUGCCGGCUCACACAGCACCAGAGAGUCCAUACAGGGGAGAAACCCUUUGAGUGUAGUGUGUGUGGAAAAGAGUUCAGCUUCAAGUCCUCAGUUAUUCAGCAUCAGAGGCGUUAUGCCAAGCAAGGGACGGACUGACCAGGGGAGAAGCGUGAGCUACGCAAAGGGCCUGCCUGUAAACUUGGCAGGUCUCCCUGUCACCUACAAACCCAGCCUUUGCUCCUUCCGCCUACUCCGGCUGCCCUUGUGGGUCCCACCUCUGCUCCACGGUGUCUGAGUAAACAGCACACCUACUGUGCUACAGAACUGAUGUGGAGUGCGGAAAACUAGACCAUGAAUCUCCAGAUUCAGAGCUUUGGACGGGGGCUGGGUGUAGCUCAGUGACAGAACAGCACCUAGUAAGUGUGAGGCCUGCUGUUCAUCCCCAGCACUGCGAAAGGAAGUUGGGGCGACGGUCAGGCAGCAGGAUGGAUGUUAGGAGGGGAGGCUGCAGGCAUAGCCUCAGGAGAACGUAGGUCCCUUGUCACUGCCCUUGAAAUAGCUGCAGGCUAUUACAGGGGCGAGUGUCACAAGUAUGCGAGAAGACCAUUUUCUCCAGAAGUUUCUAUAGCUUUUAGUCCUUCGGAAGCUUUUUGGAACACAGACCUUUUUCUCUUGUGCCCUAGCAUUUAGCCCUCUUGGUACUGGUAGUAGUGGUAGCACUUACUAAGCACUUAUCCUGGGGCAAACACUCAGCAGAGGAUUUUGGAAGAGCUAGAGUGACUGAUCCUCUAACUAAGUCUGUGAAACAGGUCCUUUUGCUGUCUGACUUUCACAGGUGAGCACAAUAAAGUUUAGAGAGAUUAGGUGACAUACUCUGGGUGACACAAGGUGAAGCCAGGUGUCUCUUUAGUUACUUUUUUAUUGCUGUGUAGAGACAUGAUAACCAGGGCAACUUACAAAAGAAAGCUUUUAACUAGGGGCUUGCUUACAGUUUCAGAGGGUGACUCUGUGACCAUCGUGGCAAGGAGCAUGGCAACAGCAUGGUGCUGGAGCAGUAGCUGAGAGUUCAUAUCUGAUUCACAAGCAGUAGGCCAAGAUAUAGGGACAGACAGACAGACAGACAGACACACUGAUACACUGACCUUGGCAUGGGCUUUUGAGACUUCAAAGCCCACCCCCAGUGACACAUCUCCUCUAACAAAGCCACACUCCCUAAUCCUUUCUAAACACCCCACCAGCUGGGACCCAAACAUUCAAAGAGCCUGUGGGGGCCAGUCUCAUUCAAACCACCACUUUCCACUCAAGGACAAGAUCAGCUGGCCCUCAUGCUGUGAAACAGAUCCUUUUGCUACCUGAAUUUCACAGAUGAGCAUGCUGAAGUUUAGACAGAUUAGGAACAUACCCUAGACAACAAAAGGUGAAACCAGCUCUUUAGUAUGGGUCUGCCUUCAGUGUUUCUAUUAAGCAUGCUCUUAACUUUUGUCUUAUAAUUUAUGUACCUGAAUUGUCUUCUCAACUGGAUUGUAAGCACUUGGAGGUGUGAUUUAAUAGAUCUCUGAAUCUUACACAGUGCCUUGCAAACAUUAGGUUGCUCAAUAAAUGUUUAUCUAAUGAAUACCAAACGUAUUCAAACCCUGCUUGGGUCCACCUCCUGAGUUUUCACAAUCCAGCCUAUAGCAUCCUAGUAGUCACUUCCAAGUUCUAUUUCUUCCUUCUUCACUGCUCAAGAGAUCUAUACUAAGCUAUGGUACAGUAACAAAGAAGCCUAGAUAAACAAAGACCUGUGUCUCUCAUCUGGUGUGUAUCAUUCUGUCCAUUCAGUGAUACCAAUCUAUACCACAUGGGACCCACACAUUACGAAUAAGGAAGAAAGCUGAAGGAUAUUCUUAUCAUCUAGGUGCCAAUACAGUCACUUCUAGAGUCAGAAUCCACACCUGAAGGCUAGGGACACAAGCAGGCACCUUGAUAUUUGGAAGACACUCGAAGCCACUGUGUUUUGCAUAUCACUUAGCUUAGUCUGUGUGAAAGCCACAUGGCCCCUUUCUGCCCAUUAUUCCAGAUCUAAAAUAGCUCUUUAUAUAAUAAAACAUCUCUGGAUAUUUAAAAUCUUCUUUAAUACACUCCCCCAUCCCCCACCUUCAGGUCCUGGGUGUUGCAGGAUAUUUGAUCGCACUGUGAAACUUUGAGACUGCGUUAAUAAAGUUAACUGGGAGCAGGGGGCAGAGCCAGUGAGUAGUUGACAAGAAUUAGCCAUAGAGCAUUUGGAGGACCUGGGAAGAUGGAUAGAGACACACACAGGAAGUAGGGUGGACUUAGAGAUUCGCGGUUCUUUUUGUUUUUGGAUGGUAUGGAAAGAAGUUAUCCUGCUGAGUCUCCAGGCAAACAGAAAGUUCAGCUGGUUGCUUCUCUGAUCUGGCAGGUUUUUCACCCCAAUAUCUGACUCCCAGGUCUUUAUUGACCUAGUAAAUAGAACAACUUAGAUAAAAGCAACACCUGAGUACCCAAAUGCAUCUAUUUCCUAGGUGAAACUCUGUAUUUUUAUUGUAUUAAAAGUCAGAUACAAGUCAACCUUGACUUUGGGAAUCAGUAUUCCCUUUUUGCAAGGUAAGGCCUGGAAAAAGUCAUGUGUAUUCCAGUUGAUCAAAGUGGAACUGAGAGGAAGCAGAAUUGCCAAAUAGUCCUCUCCCAUGCUACUAAACAUAAAUUUAUUUUGGUCUCUCUUAAAGCAGAAAAGUGUCAGGGAAUAUAUUGUAUGUGUGUAUUAUGUAAUUUAUAAGCAGCUUAAAAAUACCACAGGAACUGUGUGUAGAGAAUACGUAAUGUUUCAUAAUGUCAAGUAAAAACUAAAGGGAACUAUUGGCACACUUGU
Messenger RNA from Peromyscus maniculatus bairdii (prairie deer mouse), 6574 nucleotides. RefSeq names its product zinc finger protein 2 (gene Znf2). Lineage: Eukaryota; Metazoa; Chordata; Mammalia; Rodentia; Cricetidae. The record is from RefSeq and is a predicted model, not a curated record. Gene Ontology annotation, biological process: regulation of DNA-templated transcription.